AUGCAUGGCUCCACGAUUUGUGUUUGUAAUGGCACAGGUCGAUCGACGCAGGACGUGCUAGCGAGGCCAUUGAGGGAAGAGUGCUCGCUCUAUGGGUCAUCGAGGGAAGAGUGCUCGCUCGCUGAUGGCAGGUGGUACGAAGGCGAUGGUGCUGGAUUUGAGAGGCGAGUGCGUGAUGAAGCUGGCGCGUGUAGAGCUCCACAGAUGCAGAUUGCGGCUCGUUGA
Peronospora matthiolae is the source of this 225-nucleotide messenger RNA. The record is from the annotation of a GenBank genome assembly. Lineage: Eukaryota; Oomycota; Peronosporomycetes; Peronosporales; Peronosporaceae.